Messenger RNA from Alnus glutinosa, 1564 nucleotides. Its product is annotated as wax ester synthase/diacylglycerol acyltransferase 4-like. NCBI's taxonomy places the organism in Eukaryota, Viridiplantae, Streptophyta, Magnoliopsida, Fagales, Betulaceae. Gene Ontology annotation, molecular function: diacylglycerol O-acyltransferase activity; long-chain-alcohol O-fatty-acyltransferase activity. The record is from RefSeq and is a predicted model, not a curated record. Gene Ontology annotation, biological process: triglyceride biosynthetic process. Gene Ontology annotation, cellular component: plasma membrane. The coding region runs from base 39 to 1448 and encodes 469 amino acids. The transcript has 5 exons.
GAGUGAGUACAAGAAAUUCUUGAAUCCCAAAGAUCACUAUGGAGUUCAUGGAAGGAUCGGAGCCAGUGAGUCCUACUGGACAAUACUUGAACAGCUCUGUGUUAUGUGUAUCUAUUAUCACUGUUUUGGAAUCUGAAGUUCCAAUAAACGACGUCCACAUCAUAUCAUUUCUCAAGGAUGUCUUCCUCACCAUCAAUCCACGCUUCUCCUCCGUCAUGGUUACGGACGGAAAAGGUGAUAAACAAUGGAAAAGGGUUGAAGUGAAGGUUGAAGACCAUUUUAACGUCCCCAUUUUCCCUGUCGGCUUGUCACCCACAUCAUACGAUGAAUAUCUGGACAACUACUUGUCAAAGAUAGCAAUGGAUCCCUUUCCCCAAAGCAAACCACUAUGGGAACUUCACGUAUUCAAGUAUCCAACAAGCAAUGCAACUAGUAAUAUCAUAUUCAAGCUUCAUCAUUCCCUUGGUGAUGGCUACUCUCUCAUGGGUGCACUUCUUUCUUGUUUACGAAGAGCUGAUAAUCCUUCUGUUCCUCUAACAUUGCCGUCACGCCGAAACUCAGAACCAGAAAGUGACAAUAGAAGUGCUUGGACAAGAGUGCCUCCAAUCUUUCCCUUGAUCUUUAACUCUCUAUCUGAUUUCGGAUGGAGCAUGUUAAAGAGCACUUUGGUUGAAGAUGAUCAGACACCGAUAAGGUCUGGGGAUGAAGGAGUGGAGUAUCGGCCAAUCACAAUAUCAACCAUGACAUUCUCUCUUGAUCGUAUCAAACACAUGAAGGAAAAGCUUGGAUUGACAACAAAUGAUGUAAUAACUGGAAUAAUCUUCUUGGGCACCCGGCUAUGCAUGCAAGAGAUAAGCCAUGGAUCAAGUAAAGCAAAUUCCACAGCGUUAGUGUUGCUCAACACUAGGAUGAUUAGGGCAUACAAAUCAGUCAAAGAGAUGGUUGAACCUGACUCCGAGAGCCCAUGGGGGAACCGAUUCGCCUUCUUACAUGUUUCAAUACCAAAGUUUAAGGAUCCUAAAUCCUCAGACCCACUUGAGUUUGUGUGGGAAGCACACAAGAUAAUCAAGAGGAAGAGAAGCUCAUUAGGUGUUUAUCUCACCAGCAGGCUUUUGGAGAUUGUGAAGGAACUUAGAGGCCCUGAGGCGGUUGCUAGAUACAUACAUGGGACACUGAGGAACUCCAGUAUGACGGUCUCGAAUGUGAUUGGGCCAGUUCAAAAAGUGGCUUUUGUUAAUCAUCCACUUAAAGGCUUAUAUUAUAUGACAGUGGGUGUGCCUCAGAAUCUUACCUUAACAAUAGUAAAUUACAUGGGAGAGCUGAGGGUUACCGCCGGGAUAGAAAAGGGAUUCCUAGAUCCCGAAAAGUUCAAGUCAUGCAUGAAAAAUGCCUUUGAGAUGAUGCUCAAAGCUGUGGACGAACUUCCUCCACGGAAAACUUCAAUUUGAAGCUUUUGAUCUGCAUCAUGUACUUUUAUUUUAUAAUUAUCAUCACAAACAUAAGUGGUUUAAUUUUCUCUUGAAUUGUUAUUUGGUAAGCAUAAUGAAUAUUUCUAAUUCUGUUA